Molecule: messenger RNA, 1824 nt
Organism: Arabidopsis lyrata subsp. lyrata
Lineage: Eukaryota; Viridiplantae; Streptophyta; Magnoliopsida; Brassicales; Brassicaceae
Exons: 5
Coding region: 145-1659 (504 amino acids)
Source: RefSeq, a predicted model, not a curated record
AACACUGACACUGGGUCUGUGUCUGUGUACUGCGUAGGGUUUAGUCCAUUUGCGAAGAUGACUCGUGAAUUCUAAUCUCGCCCUCUCUCUCUUUUUCUCGCGGUUGCAGAGUCGUAGGAUAUAUAGAUAGAACAAAGAAAAAACAUGCACUCUAUGAAGACUAGUUACGCUGGGCAAAUUUUUGCUUUAGCUAAGCCUCACGAUUCUGGAGGUAAGAGGACUCGUAAUAGGAUUCCUAAAGAAGAGAGAAAGACACUGGUGGAAUCUUUUAUAAAGAAGCAUCAAAAACUAAACAAUGGGAGUUUUCCUUCACUUAGUCUCACACACAAGGAGGUUGGUGGAUCUUUCUACACUAUAAGGGAGAUUGUCAGAGAGAUUAUCCAAGAAAAUAGAGUCCUUGGUCCUGGUGGCUUGCUUCUUGAGGGAAAUGGCUCUGUGCAAGAUCAAAGUCUUUCAAGUUCUAUCCUGAUGGAUCCUGUGCCCCCUUUAUCUUUCUCAGAUCAAAGUUAUGAUUUUUCUUCUGAGGCUGAGGAGAUGAAGUCACCUGGAAGCGGGGAAAACAUUAACGGUAGCCAGGCUAGCUUAGAUGACAGAGGAUCUGGUAUAUUGGAUUGCAGGGAAGUGAAUGGAAAUCAAGACAUUGGGCUCGUACACCAGGCAAUGGACUCCACUGAGAUAUCCAUGACUCAGCUUGCAGCAUCUUGCAGUGAAGAAAAUGAUAUCAAGCGUGAUGUAGGGCUACAAAAUUGUAUGGAGACCGUGUGCGAUAAUGUUGCCACCAAACCCCUGGGUAAAAGAAUCGAUGUGGAUAACAAAGAUGAAGGAUUUGAGGAACUACCUUUGAUGAAAUCAGACGACACAAAUCCUGUUAACAAUGACGAAAGACUGAAUGAUGCAGGAGCAGCAAUGACCGAGAUUGAGAACGUGAAGAACGUAUUAGGCAUAAUUGAUAUGCCAGCAGAAACAGUUGCUGAGAAGUUUCCAUUAAAAUCUGUGACUUCAACGUUGGACUCACCGGAUGGACAGCCUAGAGACGUGGACGAAGUUUGUGAGGGUGGGAAAGGAACUGAGACAGAGCUGGAAGCUCAUAGCAGCACCAUAAAUCAUGUUGAUCUUGGGGAGAUUUCAUCAUCCACUUCUUCUGCGGUAAUUAAAGAAAAAGGGACGGAAGUCAUUGUUGGUCAAAUGCCAAAUCAUAUUUCUGUCAUUAUGGAAAAGAAAGUUGGAGAGGAAAUUGUAAAUCCUGCUUCAGUAGAUGUUGAAUGUGCUGAUACUAAAGAGACCGUUGUUGUGAAUGGUGUGAUUGGCAACAUCCAGGAGACAAAGGAAUUUAGUAAUGGAACUUUGACAGCUGAACGGAAAAUGCCAACAUCUAGCACUGAGUCGGGAAGUCCUAAGAACGACAGAGCAAAAGUGGACACUGUGAGUAGCUAUGCCGGGAAUGAAGUCGCAAGUGUAGAGAAGAAGGCAACCAUGGAAAAAGGGAAACUUGAUGCUCCAGAUAGUUCAAGCUCUCAAAAAGAAAACAAUGCAACAUUAAACAGAAUUAAACCUGAAUCGUGGAAAGGGGAAUCUAAUAUGGGAAGACAGGAAACAAAUCCUCUCUUGGCAGCUCUGAAAUCUUUCUUGACAGCCUUUGUGAAGUUUUGGUCUGAGUAAUAAUACAUUGUAGAGAUCUGUUGGUUAAAGCUUUUGUAGUUUUCAUUAGUGAGAGUUGGUAAGGUUAAGAUAAAAAUAUGGUUUGAAAUGUGCUGUACAAUUCUUGUGUUGAAUGUUAUGGGUUGAAUCUUCUGUUCAAAUAUAGUCCAAUCGAAAUUCUGAUAA